CAAAUAUCAAUAUCUCAAAAACCAAACGCACUCUUCUUUCUUUCUUUCUCUCUUCAUAUUUCGCGGUAACUACUUUCUCUUCUUCUUCUUCUUCCCUCUCUCUCUCUCUAAACCCUACCUCCUGCUACUACUUCUCUCUCUCUCAUCGAUCUCAUUUCAGUUUCCAAAGAAUAUUGCGAGAUUUACCUUGAGAUUGUGAGAAUUUGUUGUGCUUCGAAGUUCAUGAGCUGGAUUGAUUUUGAAUUUCUCGAGUUUCUGCUUGUUGACUUCGAACUGCUUCUUCAGAUAAAGGAUUUAUGGCACCAACAAGGAAACCUAGAAGUAUGAAUAAGCGGUCUUCAAGUUUGAAUGAGGUCUCUACUGAGAAAGAGGGGGUUACCUCAAACAAAAAAAACCAACGGAAGAAAAAGUUGUCUAAUAAAUUGGGAUCUCAAUGGAAUAAGGAAGAACUAGAGCGGUUUUAUGAAGCGUACAGGAAGUAUGGAAAAGACUGGAAGAAGGUGGCUGUGGCUGUACGUAACAGAUCUACAGAAAUGGUGGAGGCUCUUUACAACAUGAAUCGGGCAUACCUAUCUCUGCCAGAGGGGACGGCUUCUGUUGUUGGCCUAAUUGCAAUGAUGACAGAUCACUAUAAUGUGCUGGAAGAGAGUGAUAGUGAAGCGGAGAGCUAUGAUGCACCAGGAGCUCAAAAACCUGUUAAACGAAAGCGUGGGAAACAUAAACUUAGUGCCUCAAAAGAUUCUGUCCAGUCUCCAUCAAAAAUUGUUUCAAAUGAUGGUUGCCUCUCUUUAUUGAAAAGAAGACGCUUUGAUGGCAGCCAACCUCGAGCAGUUGGGAAAAGGACACCUCGCAUCCCAGUUAACUACUCUUAUAAGAAAAAUGAUAGGGAAAAUUAUGUAUCACCGCAUAAAAGAAGGCUGAAGUCAGAUUUGGAUGCUAAUGAUGAUGAAGUUGCACAUGUCGCAGCUCUGGCAUUAACCGAGGCUGCACAAAGAGGUAGCUCUCCCCAAGUUUCUCAAAGGCCAUACAGAAGAUCAGAGCAGAAGUCCUUUCCUGUUCAAAGCUGGGAAAGAAUGCCCCAAGAGUCAGAGACAGGCAAGUUUUAUGAUACGUCUGUGGAUGAAGAGUGCUUGGAAGGUAGUGUAGAGAGCAGGGGAGCUGAAAAUGGAGAAUAUGCUAGAGAUACUAGUUCCAAGAUGAACAUGGAAGGCAUAGGCACUGUUGAAGUUCAUCAGAAAGGGAAGAAAAUUUAUAGAAAAAAGGAAAAGAGGGAAACUGUUGGAAACCAUCUUCUUGAUGAUGGUGGAGAAGCAUGUAGUGGCACUGAAGAAGGACUUAGUUUUAGGCUGAAGGAAAAGUUUCAUACUAAGGAUACUAAUGCAAGACUAGAGCACACCUCUCUAAAAGGUCAAAGGAAAAAAAGCAAGAAACUUUUCUCUGGAGAUGAAAGCUCUGCGUUGGAUGCUUUGCAAACUUUGGCUGAUCUGUCUCUAAUGAUACCGACGUCUAAAAUGGAAUCUGAAUCAUCUAUCCUAUUGAAAGAAGAAAGAAAGAAUGCUGACGAAAUUGAAAAGUCUGCUUUUCCUGGUGGCACAUCAACAAGUCAAAACAGAGAUAAAUGUAAACUCACCGGUUUAAAACAAAAGUUUGCUCAUACAGUCCACGGAGUUGACGUUUCAGCCUCCAAAAAGUCUAAAAUUGGAAGGGAAUCACUAAUUGAUACUAAGGCUUUCUUUGAAUCAAAAGAAAAGCUUCCCUCUGCUGAUAGAACAUUGAAAAGAAAGCGCGGUCUCAUGGUUUCAAAGGUAGCACAUACAAAGCUUGAUUCUAAUGAAAGUCAUCCCUUGAAUAACCAGGCUAUAGAUGUAGACAAUAAACCAGCAAUUAUAGGAAAACACACUGAUCAGGUUUUCACUCUUGCGAAACGAUUGAAGUCAUUCAGAUCAUCGGAAAGUUCCCUGUGUAGUGACCAGAAAGAUUUGAGAGUACCAGAUGCAGAAAAUCCACUUGUGAGUGAAGUAAGUUUAUCUACUAAACAAAGAAACAGGCAUAAGAUGAGUUUACCGAAAAAGGGCAUGCCUAAAGAGAAAUCUUCUGAGAACACUCUGAAAAGUGAACUUGACAAGUUUUUUGACCCCAGAUAUGAUAGAGAAACGGCAUACUGUUUGUUAAAGGAAAAGGUUUCUGCUUGCUUGUCAUCUUAUAAGGCUCGCAGAUGGUGUAUGUUUGAAUGGUUUUAUAGUGCAAUUGAUUAUCCAUGGUUUUCCAAAAGGGAGUUCAUGGAGUACUUAAAUCAUGUUGGUCUAGGAAAUAUACCAAGGCUAACUCGAGUUGAGUGGAGUGUCAUAAAAAGUUCUCUUGGAAAACCUCGCAGGUUUUCAGAACAUUUUCUUCAUGAAGAAAGACAAAAACUUGAACAGUAUCGAGAAUCUGUUAGGAAACACUACACUGAACUGCGAACUGGUAUCAAGGAUGGACUUCCGACAGAUUUAGCUAAACCUUUAUAUGUUGGACAACGGGUGAUUGCUCUUCACUCAAAAACAAGAGAGAUUCAUGAUGGAAGUGUGCUUACAGUUGACCAUGACAAGUGCAGGGUUCAGUUUGACCGUCCUGAAUUGGGUGUUGAAUUUGUCAAGGACAUUGAUUGCAUGCCUUUGAACCCAUUGGAUAAUAUGCCAGAAGCUCUGAGGAGGCAACUUGGUGGUGCUAAAGUACCUUGUAUGGAUAAAGAACCACAAAUGAAAGGAAAUUCAAGUUUUGGAGGGUGCAUGGCAUGUGUUUCAAAUGGAACUGUGGAGAAGGCACCAGCCUCUUCAAGUACUUUGGUUAGCCAGGAAAAGGGGGAUGUUAACCCUUCUGUUGCCGAAACAAAGGCUGCCAUCAUUGAUCACCUUUGUACCCAAAAGACUAUGUAUAGUCAACCUUGUAUAAUGCCAAAUGAUCAAGCGAAGGAAGCUGACAUUCAUGCACUUUCUGAGCUGACACGUGCUCUAGAUAAAAAGGCACUGUUACAGGAAAGAUUGUUAAUGGAGCUUAGAAAUGCAAAUAGUGACAUAAUGGAAAACCCAAAUGACGCAGACUGCAUAAAAAAUUCAGAGGCUUUCAAGAAGCAUUACGCCAUGGUACUUGUACAGCUAAAGGAAGCCAGUGGACAGGUUUCUAAUGCACUGCUUCAUUUGAGGCAACGUAAUACUUACACAGGAGACUCUCUGCCACCAUGGAUGAAGCCCCAAGUAAGAUUCAAUGUUCAUGACGGCCUUCCCAGUACGUUGGAUAGUUCUCUAACUCAAGUGUUAGGGUCAACCGUUGUUGAAAUUAUCAAAGGAUCCAGGCUUAAAGCACAUACCAUGGUGGAUGCUGCAAUUCAGGCUUUAUCUUCAACGAAGGAAGGUGAAGAUGCUUUCGUGCGGAUUGGGCAGGUAUUGGAUUGUGUCGAUUAUCAACAGUUGGCCACCAACUCUAGGUUACCUGUGAUCAAGUCCCAGGAGCAAGUGAAUGGCAGUUUUGAUCACCAGAAUAGGUCAUUUUGCUGUUCAUCUGAGCCUUUCAAUGAUGCAUCCGGUCCAAAAUGGCAUCGUGAUUCCAACAAAGUUGAUAUUCAAAUUCCUUCGGACCUCAUCACUUCCUGUGUUGCUACAUUAUUCAUGAUACAGACUUGUACUGAACGACAAUAUCCCCCAGCUGAAGUGGCUCAGAUAUUAGAUUCUGCUGUUACCAGCCUGCACCCAUGCAGUCCACAAAACCUUCCUAUUUACAGAGAAAUUCAAAUGUGCAUGGGAAGAAUCAAGACCCAGAUUUUAGCCCUCAUCCCUACAUGAAUUGUAUCCUUUCUUUUCAUGGGUUGUUGUGUAUUGGUUCAGAUCACCCACAAGUUCCUUGCCAACCAUGUUAUUUAUGUCAGGUCAACAGGGUCCAGCGCUGGAAUUAGAGGGAUUGUAAUUGGCCAACCAUGUCUUGUAACAUUUCUUUGUAUCAACAAAAUAAAUUCCCGUUCACCCUAGAACAGCUUUGGAUUUCAGGAGUUCAAAAUAAAAAUUAUUUAUUUAUAACAUUA
Molecule: messenger RNA, 4054 nt
Organism: Lotus japonicus
Lineage: Eukaryota; Viridiplantae; Streptophyta; Magnoliopsida; Fabales; Fabaceae
Product: protein ALWAYS EARLY 2-like
Exons: 21
Coding region: 297-3818 (1173 amino acids)
Biological process (GO): regulation of cell cycle; regulation of transcription by RNA polymerase II; DNA-templated transcription
Cellular component (GO): nucleoplasm; transcription repressor complex
Molecular function (GO): DNA binding
Source: RefSeq, a predicted model, not a curated record